UUGAAGAAGGAAUCAUGAGAGCCAAGAGAUCAUGAGAGCAGUUUCAUUUCAGUCGGUGCAACUGGGGUAGACUAUAUUGAUUUCGAACGGAACUUCCAUUGAAAUGGAAUAAACGUUUACUCCGGCCACGGAAGAUAUAACUGCUGCUAUAUUGUUCUGAAAUUGAUACAAAUCUAGCGGCUCCAAAGGUGAAUACAAAGGAGUGUCAAAACUGCCAGCAGCCAUUCUCUCCACAUCUCUCUUCACACCCAGUUGGAGGAUGAAGGCUGUGGUGUUGCUGGUAUUCCUCUGGACCGGUUCAGGGGCCACACGCUUUGGGUGGGGUACCACAGAACCAAGCCCCAGCCAGGUACAAGCCAGCCAGGGGGCUGAGUGGGUAAUCCCAGCAGCAAACCGAUCUUCUCCCCAGACCCCUCCAGCCAGAUCUGUGCCUCCACCGGCUCCCUUCCUACCAAUGUGCAGCAAGCCUACAGAGAUCAUGCAGGCCUUCAAGUACAUCAACACGGUGGUGUCCUGCUUGAUCUUCGUGGUGGGCAUCAUUGGUAACUCUACCCUGCUGCGCAUCAUCUAUAAGAACAAGUGCAUGAGGAACAGUCCCAACGUGCUGAUAGCCAGCCUGGCUCUAGGGGACCUGCUGUACAUCCUUAUUGCCAUCCCCAUCAACGUCUACAAGCUGUUGGCACAGGACUGGCCGUUUGGAGUAUACAUCUGCAAACUGAUGCCCUUCAUCCAGAAGGCCUCUGUGGGCAUCACAGUGCUCAGCUUGUGUGCCCUCAGCAUCGACCGGUAUCGUGCGGUGACAUCCUGGAGCCGGGUGAAAGGCAUCGGUAUCUCCCUGUGGAAGUCUGUAGAAGUGACCGUGAUCUGGGCUCUGGCUGUGGCUCUGGCUGUACCCGAGGCCCUGGCUUUCGACAUGAUGGAGAUGCCCUACCAUGGGAGCAAGCUGCGUAUCUGUCUGCUGCACCCCCAUCAGAGCACUGCCUUUAUGAAGUUUUAUCAGGACGUGAAGGACUGGUGGCUGUUCGGGUUCUAUUUCUGCCUGCCCCUGGCAUGCACGGGUGUCUUCUACAGCCUGAUGUCCUGUAGGAUGCUGAGCCACACUAAAGGGAUGCGCAUUGCCCUCCAUGACCACAUGAAGCAGCGCAGAGAGGUGGCCAAAAGUGUGUUUUGCCUGGUGGUGAUCUUUGCCCUAUGCUGGCUGCCCCUUCACCUCAGUCGCAUCCUGAAGAAGACCAUAUAUGACCAGAAUGACCCCAACCGAUGUGAACUACUCAGUUUUCUACUGGUGAUGGAUUACAUUGGCAUCAACUUGGCCUCCCUCAACUCCUGCAUCAAUCCUGUGGCACUCUACUUUGUUAGCAAGAAAUUCAAGAAUUGUUUCCAGUCCUGCUUGUGCUGCUGGUGUCAAAGCCCUAUGCGGAACAUCAUUAAUGCUGAUGAGAGGACUUCUGGGAUCUGCUGGAAAGGCUACUGCCAUGAGAACAUCCUGGACCACACAAGCUCACACUCCAGCCAGAAGUACAGCUCUUCCUAAGCCAGAUACUUCUGAGUGCUGGAGGGGCUGGCAGACACAUUGCUAAGCUCACGCAUAACACAGCCGUGCCUUUCCGCAAUCCCACAAUCAGCAAUGUGGACAGGCUGGUGAACACAGACAUUUUCAGGGCUAAUGCAAGCUCUCGCUGUGAGGAAACACAACUCGGCACAGGAUCUGCACCAUUCUAAACGGGCAACAGCCCCACCAGACUGGACCUCAUUCAGUGUGGACAUCAGGCAAAUGGGGGUUGUAACACAACUUGCGCUUAAAAUUGUAACCUUAUUGAGGCAGAUGCGACUACCCCAGGAAAGUCCUCCAUUUUGUCACUCUAUAAUUAAAAUCAUUCUCUUCAUGUGAAUUAUUUUACCCAGUAAGACAACCCUGUUCAUGAGACUGUAACAAAUAGGCUGUAUCAUGUGGCUUUGUGCGAUAAGCAGUUAUCAGCACCAGUGAACCUUGGCUUUUACAUACCUGGAGAAAGAAAACAUAAGCAUGAUGAAAUUGUAACACUAUCAUGUCAUCAGUCAAGCACUGGCCUGACUGGAGAUUUCUUUGUACAGAACAAGCUGAAGGGAUGUGGAGGGAACACCUUAUAUAAGGCUCUGUAUUACAGAUUCAUUCAUCUCUGUGUUUACCUUCCCCAUUGUAUUAAUACACGCUUUAUUUUUUUUCCACCAAUUACAAUUACAUUUACCAUUUCUGCUGCAAAAAGCUUUAACUCCAUAAGUCUAUUUUUGUUAUUCAGCUUAAUCAGAUAAUUAUUACACCUCAAAUGAAAAUAAAAGAUAUAGAAAUCUCAAACUCAAACUCAAAUUCUUGAUAAUGAAACAAACCGAGAAACCCACAUCAGGCAGUAACUCACCUUAUUAUCAUAAUCAGCAUUCAAACACUUUUAGUUCAGAUAUCAGAAUUUUCUUGUUUGCUCUACACAAAAUUCACAGCCUAAGUAUUAAUAGUCAGCUAAAAGAAGUCUAUAAACUUUCAAAACUUCCAAAAUUGUACAAUUAUAAUUUAAAGGGUACAAGAUUUUUGUGUUAAAACAUUGUCACAAGAUAUGUUGACUCUCCCUCUACCUGUGUUCAUAGUCCUUAAUUCUAUACAAUUCUAUACAGCGUACAGAGUAUGACACAACGACACUCUGUACCAAAACAUUGUACAGCUGUACAAUAAUUCAAGCUCAUUAUGUACAAUAAUUGCCACAGCCAAUGACGUUUCAAUGUCAGCUUAUUCACAAAGAAGGGGGAGGUAUAAACAGUGUUGUGGUUUGAGGGUGUUUGUUCCUGCAAUUCCUCUCUUGACUGUUAGGAGUCCGAAAUGACCUAUUGUACCAUGAAUUACACUUCAGUGUACUUGGGAGCAUGCCAGUUUCUUUUAUUAAAUACAUAUUUUAUGUUAUGAUAGAGGGAGGAGACAUUAAAAUGUAUUUUUUGUUGAUUUGUACUCUCCUGGAACUGUCAGACUGUUGAUUUGUGUCAUGGAGGUUUUGUCCAAAUGUAUUCUGAAGAACAACAUGUAGACAGCCAGAAUUUGUGUAUUUUAUAAUGAGUUUUACUCCUAAAAUGUACUUGAGACAUUGCUUUUUAUACAGUGUGGUGUUGUAAGCCAGUAUGCAGGAAAAAUAAAAAUAAUUCACAUUUCA
Conger conger (European conger) is the source of this 3173-nucleotide messenger RNA. RefSeq names its product endothelin receptor type B-like. Lineage: Eukaryota; Metazoa; Chordata; Actinopteri; Anguilliformes; Congridae. Gene Ontology annotation, biological process: regulation of blood pressure; enteric nervous system development; vasoconstriction. The coding region runs from base 260 to 1534 and encodes 424 amino acids. The transcript has 8 exons. Gene Ontology annotation, molecular function: endothelin receptor activity. Gene Ontology annotation, cellular component: membrane. The record is from RefSeq and is a predicted model, not a curated record.